AUGCUGUACUUUGCCUACAACAAAAAAGAGGCCAAAGGUCGAAGACAAGAAGCAUGGUCAGGACCAAAGCCAAAGGUUCCAGGAUCAGGAAAUGGGAACAAGAGCCAGGAUCAGGUAUCAGGAACAAAAACCAAUAUCAGGAACCUGGAACAAAAACCAGGAUCAGGAACCCAGAACCAGGAUCAGGAACUAGAAUCAGGAAACAGGAUGCUAGGAGACUCUGGAAAAGCACCAGAACAACCAAGCACUGACCAAGUGCAGUGA
Molecule: messenger RNA, 264 nt
Organism: Pelobates cultripes (western spadefoot toad)
Lineage: Eukaryota; Metazoa; Chordata; Amphibia; Anura; Pelobatidae
Source: the annotation of a GenBank genome assembly